AUGCACGAUGUGAUGGAAGUAACUAAGGAAAACUUCCAGAAAUGUAACAAAGAGAACCCAAUUGCCGUCUACCGGACUGGCUCUGACAAGAUUGAGCUCAAAAGGUCUGGCCUCCAUUUCUUCAUUUGCAGUACUCACAACCACUGCGAAGCCAGACAAAAGGUGAGCUUUAACGUUGAUUUCGCGCCUGGACAACCUCGGAAUCCAUUGGCAGAGGACUUGAAGUACGAAAAAGAUAAUGAAGAGAGCCACGCACCAUCUGAAUCACCCAACGCACCCGGUCCUUCAGGUGGUUUGCCUCCUUAUUCCUAUGCUCCCACAUAUAGCCCAUCCCCAUGA
Messenger RNA from Pistacia vera, 339 nucleotides. Its product is annotated as mavicyanin-like. Gene Ontology annotation, cellular component: plasma membrane. The record is from RefSeq and is a predicted model, not a curated record. The transcript has a single exon. NCBI's taxonomy places the organism in Eukaryota, Viridiplantae, Streptophyta, Magnoliopsida, Sapindales, Anacardiaceae. Gene Ontology annotation, molecular function: electron transfer activity. Bases 1 to 339 code for a protein of 112 amino acids.